Leptosia nina is the source of this 903-nucleotide messenger RNA. NCBI's taxonomy places the organism in Eukaryota, Metazoa, Arthropoda, Insecta, Lepidoptera, Pieridae. The record is from the annotation of a GenBank genome assembly.
AUGAAGUUGUGUAUUAUUUGUGCUUUUUCGUUAUUCAUCUGUGGCAUCGCUGAGGAGUUUUACGAUGGAAGAUACGAUUACUACGAUACAGACUACUUAGUUCAGAAUCCGCGAUUAUUAAAAAAAUAUAUGAAUUGCUUCUUAAACAGAGGCCCCUGUACGCCCAUUGGACGAGAAUUCAAACUUGUUCUACCAGAAAUAGUCCGCACAGAGUGCUCAAGAUGCACCACAUCCCAGAAGAGACUAGCGCAGAGGACCUUCGAAGCCUUCAAAAUAUAUCUACACGAUGACUACAUUAUUCUGAAACACAAACUCGAUCCAGAUAAUAAGGAAUUCACACUUGCUCAACCAUUUCCCGGCAACAUGCUGCGUGUCGAAUACCACCGAGCGGAUGACAUUUCGGCAUCAGCACGGUUCUGGCUGCACAGCAUUUUCCCCAUCAUUGCAGCAUAUUGCACUUACCAAAGGCUCAAAUUCCUCCGCACGUUUGAUAUUGGCGAGCCAUACGUAGUCCGCAAGUGUAAAAGAAUUAACAGAAUGAAGACGUUCAUUGUUCUGGUCUGCUUGGUGCUGUCUGUUCGUGCCGUGGAGAAGUACAGUUCGAAGUAUGAUAACUUUGACGUGGAGACGCUGAUCAACAACGAGAGACUUCUGAAGUCAUACAUCAACUGUUUCUUGGAUAAAGGCAGGUGUACGUCAGAAGGAGCCGACUUUAAAAAACAUUUACCAGAAGCGAUAGAGACCACAUGCGGUAAAUGCAGUGAAAAGCAAAAGAACAACAUACGCAAAGUGAUCAGGGCCAUUCAGCAAAAACACCCCAAACAAUGGGACGAGCUCGUCAAGAAGAACGACCCAUCUGGCAAACACAGAGACAACUUUGACAAAUUCAUCCAAUCCAGUUAA